Molecule: messenger RNA, 492 nt
Organism: Peniophora sp. CBMAI 1063
Lineage: Eukaryota; Fungi; Basidiomycota; Agaricomycetes; Russulales; Peniophoraceae
Source: the annotation of a GenBank genome assembly
AUGGGCGUCAAGCACACAAAGCACAUCGCGCGCAGUGACCGAAGUCCGAGUAGUCUGCGGGGAAGCGUUCAAGUGCAAGACUGCAUCAAGCCGCUCGAAGCCAUCGCUGCCGCGGCGCUGCGGCUCGAACCGGCCCGUGCGACCGAGCUCUCAGACACAUCCUGCCGAACGCACACGUCUUCUACGACGUCGACCUGCUAUAAAUCGCAGAUUCAGUAUUGGCUGCCAGCAAAGCACACUACCCAAACCAACCCCACACGAAACACCAUGGCUAUCGGCCGACUUGUUCAUUACGCCGCGGAUGCGGUCCUUGUAUCCACCAUUCUUGCCGGGAUGAAGAGGUCAACGGGAUUUGCACCCGACCUUGAGAAGGUGCCAGAUGGCGCACGGGGCUUUGCCUCGACAUACCUCGGCGUCGGCGAAACCAUCUACGACUUCGCGCAAUCAUACGUCGUCAACAGCGCAUACUUCAAGCGUGGGGAGAGGCGAUGA